Messenger RNA from Cyprinus carpio (common carp), 1548 nucleotides. RefSeq lists its product as uncharacterized. The record is from RefSeq and is a predicted model, not a curated record. The transcript is spliced from 15 exons. Lineage: Eukaryota; Metazoa; Chordata; Actinopteri; Cypriniformes; Cyprinidae. Gene Ontology annotation, molecular function: oxidoreductase activity, acting on metal ions. The coding region runs from base 109 to 1359 and encodes 416 amino acids.
AGGGCCUUCAGCCAACUUAACUUUGAGCCAAAGGGCAAUGUACAGAUUCGACUGACAGCAAGACAUAAGGUUUUAUUCCUCUCUUCGAUCAGCAAAGCGCAUAACAACAUGUACAAUUCGUGCGGUCUCCUUUUCCUUUCAUUUGGAUUUACCAUGCUGGAGUUCAUCACCUGUGACAGCGAUGGAUCUUUAUUGGCGGGUGAAUGUCAAAGAAUGGAUAUCAAUCAUGGUAAACCAGCACAAAACGGUGAAGCCCCCUUCAAGAUCGAACCAGAAUAUAAAGAAGUGACAGAUUCUGAACUGGGAAAGAACAUUAUUGUCUCGCUUAGGGCUUCGGCUCAAUUUAAAGGUUUCAUGUUGGACGCUCGUAAGUGUGAUGAGUGUGCGUCUGCUGGCAGGUUUCAUUUAAUCCAGACUGAACCGAACAACAGCAUACUCAUCUGUGAUGACCGUGUUGUGGCUCAAAGUAAUAACCAAAGAAAAACGAUAGUUAAUGUGUUGUGGAUCCCCGAAGAGACUGGAGUGUUUUUCUUCAGAGCUGCUUUCGUUGAAGAUUUCAGUAUUUUUUGGCUAAGGAAGCCGAUCAUACUCACGACGACUGCAUCACCCACCACUGAAUCCACCAGUCACAGUACACAAACAAGUCCAACAGAUAUGUCACAGACACAGACUGCAUCACUGACCUCUGAAGCCACAAUUGCACUAGCAUCGCCGCCUCAGUGUCUACAAUAUAUGAGAUAUGCUUUAGCACUGUUAUUAUUCAGUCGACUGUGUUUUCUUGGAGGCUCUUCUCUCCUGAUGAUUUUCAGACCAGCGUCAAAAAUGGCCACCAUGAUUGCGUCUGUCUUUGAACCAGCCUCCAAAACUAUUGCUGUCAUCUUCGUACUAAUAAAACUAAUUAAAUAUGAGUGUGCGUGUGAGUGUGAUAGUUUGCAGAUUGUGUUUAGUGCUUUGACAGUGGCUGCCAUGGUUUCAAGCCUGCUGCACACUCUCACCGUUUUCCUUUACUGUGGACCAAGCCAUGAAUUAAGGAAGUGUUGGCUCUGUGCCAUUAUAAUUGUUGGCCUAAUGAAUACUAUCAUUACAACAACUGCAAUAUUCUUUGAAAUAUGGUGCUUUCAAGAGCGCUGGCUGCCAUUAUUAAUGGGAGUUUUUGUUGUUUGGGAGUUCAUGCUUUAUCUUGGCUCAGUUUGCUGUGAACAGAUGGAAAAAUACAGGUCAAGAAAAAAUCAGAAUCGUACUGCGGAAAAGAGGAUAUCCCCAUGGUUGUUUAUGUUCAUCAUCUUUUCAGUGUUUAAUGCAAUGUUUACAGCUGCACUCAUAACAGGAGUGUCUUUGGUCAAAACGAAAAAUAGUUGAAGGAACGUCUGCAGAUUAGUGAAUAUGAUAUCUUGGUAUGUUUGCAAUUUGGGUGUAACUUUUUACAGCCCUAGUACAUCAGUAAUUGUUCAAAGGUAUAUGAAUAACAACUUUAUUGGAGUCAGAUUAAUUGUACUGAUGUCAGAUAAAUAGCUGAAUUAUCAUCUUUCAACUGCUUUUAUAUAUAUA